AAAUAUUCUAAUCUGGAGCCGUGAAGAUGCUUCUUCUUCUUCUCCUAAUCUCGUAAUUUUCCUUCUCCGUCUCUCUCUCGCUCUACCUUCCCGGCGUCAUUUCACGUCGCCGGUCUCCGCUUCCAUAAUCUCAGCCGCGUGGAUUACAUUCAUCCGGUACACAAGAAGAUGGUGAAAGCUAGAAGAGCCAGGCGCAGGGUUUCUACUCGGCGGAUCAGAGCAAGACCGUACAAGUUCGCAUCUUCCAAGCGAGUUGUUGUGGGGAGGAGUAGGAGCGUGUUUGCAAACACUUGUCCCAAGGCGAUGAUGGAGAAGAACGAUUGGGCGGAUGCGGUGUGUUCCGUUUGUAUGGAGUGUCCUCACAACGCUGUGCUUCUCCUCUGUUCCUCUCACGACAAGGGUUGCCGUCCUUACAUGUGUGGGACCAGCUUCCGUUACUCAAACUGCUUGGAUCAGUACAAGAAGGCGUCUGCUAAGCUAAUGCCGUCGCAGCAUCAUCAGCAAGUGGUUGGUAGUGAGUGCGAGGUUGCGGAGAAUCUCAAGUGUCCGCUUUGUAGGGGACAGGUCAAAGGUUGGACUAUCGUGAAGCCUGCGAGAGACGAUCUGAAUCUGAAGAAGAGGAGCUGUAUGCAGGAGGAUUGCUCUUUCGCUGGAUGUUUCAAGGAGCUGAGGAAACACAUGAAGAAAGACCACCCUUGCGCGCAGCCGCGUGAGGUGGAUCCCGAUGUGGAGCAGGAGUGGAGAAGGUUCGAGGUUGAGCAGGACCGUAACGAUGUGAUCAGCACGAUCAGGUCGACGAUGCCUGGUGCAACGGUGUUUGGGGAUUACGUGAUAGAGAGAGGUGCGUACGGUUCAGAUUCCGACGAGGAGGAGAGGGAGAGGGAGGAAGUGGGGAGGAUCGGUGCUGGGAUUGGUAGGAACCUAGUGAAUGUUUUCCUUCUGUUGCAGGCUUUUGGGGGAUCAGGAAACGCGUCUGACACAUCCCAUGGUCUAGCAUCCGAUGCAGAUGACUUGAGGAUCAAUCAGAGCGAUGUUGAGUCCUCUGGAGAUGAGGAGGAGGAUGGGGAUAGGUCAUUCGCAAACCGGAUGAGGAGCCAGAGAAGGGUUCUCCUGGGAAGAUCAGUUAGUAGGAGACGUAGAGAUAGAGAAGCUAACCAGAACUCAGACCAUCCUAGAUGAUACAAAUACUCUUUAAAAAAGGAAAACAACUCUGUUGGGGUUUGUGUAGAAGGUACAAAAAUCUUAAUAUCCAUUGGCUUUCUUUGUGUUGUUUUUAUUUUUCGGAAAAAUAAACAGAAUGUAUUCUUCUGAUGUACUAUUCUGGAUAGCAGUUUAUGUUGUUUAUAGUUUACUUCUGUAUCCUUCUGAAUUUAGUAGGAAGGCCUUGAAGACCAUUGUCUUCUUGGAUGAUGUUUUUACUCAAACCUUUCUUUACUGUUUGUUGUCUGUAAAUUUGAUGUUCUCUUUAUGUAAUGAAAACUUCUGGCUUUGUUUAUUAAUAGUGAAGAGCUUCUUUUA
Raphanus sativus (radish) is the source of this 1518-nucleotide messenger RNA. RefSeq lists its product as uncharacterized. The transcript is spliced from 2 exons. NCBI's taxonomy places the organism in Eukaryota, Viridiplantae, Streptophyta, Magnoliopsida, Brassicales, Brassicaceae. The record is from RefSeq and is a predicted model, not a curated record. The coding region runs from base 169 to 1179 and encodes 336 amino acids.